This is a messenger RNA of Nicrophorus vespilloides, 925 nucleotides long. RefSeq names its product protein takeout-like. The transcript has 5 exons. NCBI's taxonomy places the organism in Eukaryota, Metazoa, Arthropoda, Insecta, Coleoptera, Silphidae. The coding region runs from base 125 to 892 and encodes 255 amino acids. The record is from RefSeq and is a predicted model, not a curated record.
UUAGAUAUUGAUAUUUUUGGGUAAACUGCUUUCACUGAAGAAUAUAUAAAAUCGAACAAAUCUGAGAUUCACCAACGAGUUCGUCUUUGCCUUCGAAACAGUAAAGUGAAGUGAAUUCAUCAUCAUGAUUAAACUAAUCUUCGAAAUCGUCUUAUUGGUGAAUGUCAUCGAUUGUUACCAAAAGAGAGAUGCUCCAGUACUUACAACUCAACCCAGUUGGGUACCGACUUGCAAGAGAAAUGGUCCAGAUACAAAUAAAUGUUUCCUGAAAUUAUUUACAUCUCUGAUUCAGCAGACAAUCAAAGGAAACCCAGAACUUAAUAUCGAUCCAAUCGAACCGUUGUUCAUUGAGAAUCUACCAAUAAACAAGAAAAAUGGAGCAGUUAGACUAACUGGUUUUCUUAGAAACUACACCAUGGAAGGAAUGGGAGCCACAAAAAUUUUAGAUGCACAAAUGAAUUUCGACAAAAGGAUUUUCUCCGUUAAUAUGUAUAUGCCUCAAAUGAAAGCAUACGGAGUUUACGAUUUCAAAGGUCAAGUUUUGAUAUUGCCAAUCGCCGGUAAUGGAAACUCUUUCUUGGAUAUUAAAGGAAGCACCAACAAAUUACAAAUGAAAUUUGAUCUUGUGAAUGUGCAUGGAGUUGAGGUGAUGAGAGUAAACAAGAUUCAAAGAUUCGAUUUAGACAGGGACGACGUGAAGAUCAGACUGGACAAUUUGUUCAACGGAAAUAAACUUCUCGGUGACAAUGCCAACAAGUUUAUCAAUGACAACGGCAAAAAUCUGGCCAAACAGGUGGAAGGAGUCAUCACAGAAAAUUUGGAACCCAUCAUUUUGGAUAUCAUUAACAACAUCGUCGAAAAGAUACCAAUCAGCAUGUCAUUCCCAAAUUAAAUUUAAUUCGUUGUUAUUGUUAGAAAUCAUAAU